Molecule: messenger RNA, 2736 nt
Organism: Strigops habroptila (Kakapo)
Lineage: Eukaryota; Metazoa; Chordata; Aves; Psittaciformes; Psittacidae
Gene: CKAP2
Product: cytoskeleton associated protein 2
Exons: 9
Coding region: 46-2142 (698 amino acids)
Biological process (GO): negative regulation of microtubule depolymerization
Cellular component (GO): microtubule cytoskeleton
Source: RefSeq, a predicted model, not a curated record
GGCGCGGCGCGGCGGUAGAUUCAAACGGCUCUGUAGCGGGCGGCGAUGGCGGCGCGCUCUGUGCCCUGGUUGCCGGACAGCCGCAGGGCCGAGCCGGGCUACAGAGAACAAAGACGUCAAAAGGUUGAAGAAUAUCUAUCAAGAAAAAAGACCUUUUCUGGUGUGCCCAUUCAAGAAAACGAAGCAUCCAUCAGUAGCAGAACAAGGAGAGCAACUAGCAGUAAACUGCAAGACAAAAUACAGCUUGCAACAUCUCCGGAGACAGAAAUGGAAAAUAAAGAGAAUGCUAAUGAACUGUCAUGGGACCAGUCAAGUGGACCCUCAGAAAAAAAUGUUAUUUUAAACUCUUCCACAGUCACACUGACAAAUUCCAAACUGGGGACAAACUAUACUCCUGAAGAACAUGCUUCCAAGUCCGAAGUUAAUGAAAUAAAAUCUCAGCAUGUGUCACUUACCAAGUGCUUCUUGCAAAUAAAAAGCAUAAAAGAGAAACGAUUAAUGGCAGAAAAACAAAGUUCAAGUGUCAGCCUACCAAAGAAACCAGUGCUUGGUACAUAUCGUGGCAAAGUUAUCCAGUCCAAGAUAAACUCCUUCCGAAAAGCACCAAAAAGUGAGGUGGGAAAGAGUUCUUUGCCAGACAAGAAGCUUCUUCCUUCUGCCACCAAACCAGCAGCAAGUUCCUUGUCCAUGAGCAGCUGCAGUGUAGCUCUGAAGACCAUCAAAGCCACAAAUAACCGUAAUUCUGUAAAACCGAAUGGUGUCCUCCCUGUCCAGAGCAAACCAUUUGACAAAGCUGCUGUAAACUCGCAGUCUGGUCUGAAGAAAAGGCAACUGGCAUCUGCUGUAGUGCCAGAGAAAGUAACACUCCAAAAAAUGAAUGGUGGAAGGGGGCCACAGCCACUGAAGGCUGCUUCUAACAAUCCUGACCGCAGAGUACUAGGAAUGAAGAACUGUGGAGAUUGUUGUGAAGAUGCAAGACCAGGAGUUCCAGCAAAACCGGUUUCUGUUGUUCCUGGUACAAAGUCGGGACAGAAUUCUAAAACUAAUGGCAACAGAAAAUCUGUUAUGUCAAAAGAGUCAGCAGAAGAGAGAAGAGCUCGCCUGGAUGAAUGGAGGGCAUCUAGAGGCAAAGUGAUGAGGAGACCUCCUAUAUCUCUGCUUCUGGGACCCCAGUCUAAAAGCGAAGAAGCUGGUGAUUCUUUAGAGCACAUAUUACACAAUGAAAAGGCCAACGAGACUCUCGCAGAAUGUCUGCAGUUAACUGAACAGGAAUGUCAAGGCGAUGAAGUACGUGCCAUGCUGGAAGGUCUGACAGAGAGCAUUCCUGAGGCUAAAAAGCUUGCAAAGUAUUGGAUCUGCUGUAUGCGUCUUGAACAGAUGGGCCCUCUUGAAAAGCUUAUUGCUGUCUAUGAGGAGGCCAUUUUGGCAGGAGCAGUGCCUAAAGAUGAACUGCGAAACACACUAAUAGAUAUCAUGAAAAAUACUGAAAGCCUUCUUAAGUCUGAGGAUGGGGGAACUGUGAUAGACACUCAUUUAAGCGAGGUAGUGGAAGUCAGCAAGGAACCAAAUCCAUCUGUAGAGCAGGUUCAGGAGGCCUCCAAGGAUAUCUGCUCUGAUGAUGACCAAAAAGCAGAGAGUGAUGACAAGAAGGCAGAGAUUAGCAGUGAAGUGAACAAAAAAGAGGAAAUGGAUUUAGACUCGAAACCAAGAGAAGAGAUCUUGCUGAAAAAGAAUAAAAAGCACAAGACUAAAGAACGUGCAAAAAAGAAAGGGAAAUGUGAAGCAGAAGAGAAGCAUGAGGAUGGGGUAAAAGAUAUAGUCCAAGCAGUUAAUUCUCCUCAGAAGGAGAAUGACACAUCUUCUAUAAUAAGAUGCAAUCCACCUACCACUCCAUACUUGGAAAGUGUGAAGAUGCACCAUGAGGCAAAUGACUCCAGUGCUAAAGACCUGAAACUUGUAACCCCUCUGCGAUAUUCUCAGCGCAUUAGAGAGAAGAUGUGCAAGCUGUCAGAUACAGUUAAAGAUCAAGAUCCAUCUGUCUCUUCAUUUGAACAGCCGGGAGAACUGGAAUCAAAAGCCACUGCAUUUAUCCACAAAGAGAGCAAUGUGAUUGAAGAAACAAGUGCUGAAGUAGAAGAGUAAAAGUAGCAUUAAUGCUACAUGAGGGUCAAAGAUUGGAUCCUUUUUAAGAAGAGUUGGGGGGAGUGUUUUGUUUUUAACAGCUUUGAGAGAGGAGCUACCUAAAACUUGCAUAGAUCACUUCAGAUGAAAUUUUACUGCCAGAGUCACAAAACUUUUGAAUUUAUAAGUUGCUGCCUUUUCAAAAUCUUAGUAAAUCUGGUCUGGUUUAGUACUCAUAAAUAUCAGUGUCUUCAUGUUAAAUAUGCUUCAUUAAAUAUUGAAUUAAGGACUAGGUGUAACACUUCAUAUAACGGGUCAUAGUAUAUUGCUAAUACCUACUCUUUCCCUAUUGUAAUUCCUAUAAAUUCUUUAGCAUUGCACAAUCUAACUUUUAGGUUAAGAAGCAAUAACAACAUAGUCAUUCCAAUAGGGCAAUGUCUGCUACAGCAACGUUUAGUUUUUGAAAACUGAAACCAGCUAGUAAGAUGUACACUAAAUUUAAACUGUUGUAUCCCUUAGCUAAGGUCUGAUACACUAAUUACUAUGUGACUGUUCUAAUGUUGGUUUGCAUUAGUCUGUAAUAUGGUAGACUUAUUAAACUAAUCAACUGAGUUA